AUGGGUCGUCCAGAACCUUCUGUGUUGUUUGCACAGACAUUUACCCAUGCACACCUUGAUGAAUAUGUUGAUGAGGUUAUAUUUUCUGAACCUGUUAUUGUCAGUGCUUGUGAGUUUCUUGAGCAGAGCUCAUCAUCAUCAUCGCCUGCAGUAACACUUAUGGGGGCCACUUCACCUCCUUCAUUUGCUUUAGAGGUUUUUGUUCAUUGUGAAGGGGAGGCAAGGUUUAGGCGACUAUGUCAGCCUUUUUUGUAUUCUCCUUCCUCUUCAAAUGUCCUUGAAGUUGAGGCACUUGUAACAAGUCAUUUGGUUGUAAGAGGAAGUUAUCGCAGCCUUAGUUUGGUCAUAUAUGGAAACACAGGGGAAGAUCUUGGUCAAUUCAACUUAGAAGUUGACUUAGACACCUCUUUGACCAAUACUGUGUCUAUUAUAGAGGGUGACCUUGAAGACCUUCCUCCUGCUCUAAAUCCUGCCAAGUCAGCCAUUGAAGAACCUAUAUCUUCCCUCAAGUCAUUGACUUUUAAACCUAUUGCAUCAGAUAUAUCAGUCGACAUGAAGCAGUUUCUACAACUAUCUUUCAAGAUUUUAGAGAUGCCAAAUAAAAGAGAAGAUGCUUUGAAUACAGUUGUUAAUUCUCUUGUGUCUGCAGCAGUAACGUAUUCAACUCAAACCUUGCAAUGUGUAUCCACAAGUCAACUUAGAGAGGUUGACCAUGAAGAAUCUUCCUUUGACUUUAGUCAAGCCAGAAAAGAUCUCCUUGAUAUAUUUCAUACCCUUCUAACAACCUCAUCACCUGAAAAUUUGACACUCGAAUCCGAGGGCGAUUUGGUAACUUCCAAACAGUUGGUGGAUACUUUAAGUCAACAUUUUCUCAUUUUCACUGAUUCUGAAAGUCUCAUACGUUCUCAGCUUCCACAGAGCAAGCUGCUCAUGGUGUGGUUGAGUGCUGCACUUCUCUUAUGUUCUUCUAAAGGGAGUUGCUUCAACUUUGUUAAUGGAGGCUGCAUGAAGCAACUGUGUGACAUUUUUUCAAAAAACGUGCAUUCUAGUGGUAUCACAUUGAUGCUUCUUGGAGUUAUAGAACAAGCUACUCGGUAUUCUAUUGGGUGUGAAGGGUUUCUAAAUUGGUGGCCUCGUGAAGAUGAUAAGAUGCCAGCUGGCACCAGUGAAGGGUAUAAUCAAUUACUUAAAUUGUUGAUGCAAAAACAACGCCAUGACAUUGCUUCUCUUUCCACCUACAUUCUCCAUCGUAUACGAACCUAUGAAGUUGCUUCUAGAUAUGAGUUUGCUGUACUACAUGUGCUUGGAGGUAAUGUUAUGUCAGUGAAAAUGGACAUGCUUGCAAGUGCUAAACUCCAACUCAAAAAACUUUUGAAAUUGAUAAAUUCCAGCUCACUAGUUGAAGAUCCUUCUCCAGUUGCAAUCACAAGCAGAUCACUUGUUCUUGGUGAAACUGAUGGAUUGUUGUCAUACAAAGCUACAAGCAAGCUGAUUACUUCAUCAAAUUGUCGCUUUAUAAACUGGGAUAUUGACUCACAUCUGCUUUUUCUUCUUAAGGAAAGGGGUUUUCUUCCUCUCUCUGCUGCACUUCUAUCAUCUUCUACACUGCGUUCUGAAGUGGGGCAUGCUAUGGAAUUAUUUAUGGAUAUCACAUCAUACAUUGAAUCCAUAGUUCUUUCACUUGUUUUUUGUCGCUCAGGGUUAAUGUUCCUUCUGCUUGACCCUGAGCUCUCAACCACAGUUAUUCUUGCCCUAAAUGGAUCUGAUUCAAAGAUUCAAGAGUCUAUUCCUCUUCGUUAUGCAUCUGUUUUAAUAUCCAAAGGCUUUUUUUGUCGUCCACGUGAAAUUGGAGUAGUUUUGAAGACACAUCUGAGAGUGAUGAAUGUAAUAGAUCGUCUGAUUACAUCAGAGCCACAUUCUGAAGAACUUUUAUGGGGCUUAUGGGAGCUUUGCUGUGUUUCCAGGUCUGAUUGUGGACGCCAGGCUUUGUUGGCCAUAGGACAUUUUCCAGAGGUUGUUUCAGUUUUGAUUGCUGCGUUACAUUCUGUCAAAGAACUAGAACCAGUCUCUGUAAACAACGGGACUUCACCUUCACCAUUAAAUCUUGCCAUCUUUCACUCUGCUGUUGAGAUCUUUGAAGUCAUGGUUGUUGACACCACAUCAUCAUCCCUAACCUCAUGGAUUUCACACGCCAAAGAGCUUCACAAAGCCUUACAUUCAUCCUCACCUGGAUCCAACAGAAAAGACGCCCCCACAAGACUUUUGGAAUUAAUCGAUGCUGCUGUAGUCUACCAUAAAAAUGGAGCUAUUGGGCUCUUAAGAUACUCUGCUGUUUUAGCUUCUGGUGGAGAUGCACACAUGGCAUCCACAAACAUUCUAGCAUGUGAUGAAAAUCAUGAAAUGGAUGUUGACAACGUUGUUGGUGUUGGCGAUGCUUCCGGAACCUCUGAUGGAAAUGUAAUCGAUUCUCUUUUAGGGAAACCAAUCACUGAGUCAAGAUUUUUAGGCUUUACUCUUCGUGACUCCUCUGUUGCUCAACUCACAACUGCUUUCCGUAUUUUAGCCUUCAUUUCCGAAAAUUCAGUUGUUGCUGGUGCUUUGUACGAUGAAGGUGCUGUGAUGGUUGUUCAUGCAGUUCUUAUUGAUUGUAAACUAAUGCUUGAGAAAUCCUCAAACAACUAUGAUUACCUUGUUGAUGAGGGAACAGAGUGCAAUCCUACUUCAGACAUAUUGCUUGAAAGAAACCGUGAACAGAAUGUAGUUGAUCUCUUAGUUCCUUGUUUGUCACUACUGAUUAACUUGUUGCACAAGUUAAAGGAUACAAAAGAGCAACACAGAAACAAAAAACUCAUGAAGGCUCUUUUACAUUUGCAUCGGGAACUCAGCCCAAAGUUAGCUGCGUGUGUAGUUGAUUUAUCUUACCCUUAUCCCGAUUUUGCCCUUGGAUUCGAAGCUGUUUGCCAUCUUCUUGUAUCUGCACUUGCUUGUUGGCCUGUAUAUGGUUGGACUCCUACUCUUUUUCAUUUUCUUCUUGAUAGUCUACACGCCACGUCAUUGCUAGCAAUGGGCCCCAAAGAAACUUGUAGUUUGCUUUUCCUUUUGAAUGAUUUCUUACCUGAUGAAGGCAUCUCACUUUGGAAAAACGGAAUGCCAAUGUUGAGUGCUUUUCGCCAGCUGGCAGUUGCAACACUGUUGGGCCCCGAAAAGGAGAGAGAAAUCAACUGGUACUUACAGCCUGGACAUAAGGAGAAGCUGAUUGGACAGUUGACACCAAUUCUUCACAAGAUUUCAGAGAUUGUUUUACAUUGUGCUAUUAGUGCAUUGGUUGUUAUACAAGACAUGUUGAGGAUUUUUAUUGUACGCGUGGCAUGUGUACAUGCUGACAGCGCAGCCAUACUUUUGAGGCCUAUGAUACUUUAUAUAGAUGAGUGGCUUUCAGAUCCAUCUGCUUUAACUGAUACAGAGGCAUAUAAAGUUCAAAGAUUGCUUGAUUUUCUUGCUAGCUUACUUGAACAUCCACGUGCCAAGCCAAUACUGUUGAGUGAAGGGGCUGUUCAGAUGUUAUCUAAAGUUCUUAAUACUUCACACAAGCUUAGUUGGUGCAUCCCUGUGUGUAGGUCAAUUUCUCUACUAUCUGAUUCUAGGAACAAUGCAAAGAUAUUGACAGCAGAGGAUUGUUCAUUGCUUUUAUUCAAUCUUUUCAGGCUUGUCAAGUUUCUUCCAGUUGGAAAAGAGUUAGUUGCGUGUCUAUCAGCCUUCAAAGAUUUGGGUUCCUCAUCAGAAGGGCAAAAUGGUCUUUUCUCAAUUUUCUCACAAGUUCAAUCCUUGUAUGAAGAAUCCGAACACGAAAACAGCCCAUUAAUUGAUGGAAAGUUUGAUCUCAUUGAAUUAAACAAAGCUCCUCCUUUGCUAUUUUGCUUGAGAACUUUAUUAAACUCCAUUGAAACAGAAGAUAUUCCAUCAGCUUCGUUGAUAGAAGCCAUUGAAGCUCUUUCAUCAGGAGCUUUAAACUUUUGCAUGGAUAAAAAAAGCUUGAACCUCAAGAUGGUUAAUCCAGUAAAAUACCUGUUUGGACUUCCUUGUGGUAUAAGUAAUGCAAACAACUCUUCAGAGGAAAACAUCAAAUACAUCCUUAAGUUGACAUCUUUCACAUCUUCUCCUCAGGUUAAUGAAUACGCAGACUCGUUAUCACGUUUACUGCAAACGCCUAACGAAUCAUUGAAGCCAGAUGUUAUUUUGAGUGUUGUCGAGGAAUCAUUAUUCCCAAAACGCCCCUCGAAGAUACAAAAAAUUUCAAAUUUCACCCUCGACAGGGCCGAACAUUACAAUUUAAACACAUACGGGGACAAAUUCACAUGGGAAUGCCCCGAGAAUUUACGCGAUAAAACGGGUCAAUCUCUGAGAAGAAAACUCACUCCUUUAGAAGGAACAAACAGGCGUCCUAGGGUCGAAAAUGCCCCUGCUGAAAACACAAACCAAAGUCUGUUUUCUAGAGGUCCCGGAGGACAAUUCACUACCCCUGUGGGUCCCACACGUAGGGACACGUUUAGGCUCCGAAAGCCCAACACUAGCAGACCUCCUUCUAUGCAUGUAGAUGACUAUGUAGCUAGAGAGAGAAACGAUGGGACUACUACUAGCUCUAAUGUGAUUUCGGUUCCGAGGGUGGGAUCCAGUAGUGGCAGACCACCGUCUAUCCAUGUGGAUGAGUUCAUGGCACGUGAAAGAGAACGCCAGAAUCCCAUGAUGGGAGUAGUGAAAAACACCACCCCUCCGGAGAGUGAAACAAAUUCAGAAAAAUUGAAUAAAUCAAAACAGAUUAAACCGGAUUUAGACGACGAUCUUCAGGGAGUUAAUAUAGUCUUUGGUGGAGAGGAAUCGGAAUCAGAAUCGGAUGACAGGUUGCCGUUUCCACAACCGGAUGAUAAUUUACAGCAACCGGAAUCCGUGAUUCCGGAGCAGAAUUCUCCUCGUUCGAUUGUUGAAGAGACGGAAAGUGAUGCCAAUGAAAGCAGCAGACAUUUUGAUGAGAAAAGUCAAAGUGAUUUCUCAUCGAGGAUAUCGGUUUCGCGCCCUGAAAUGUCGUUGACACGCGAACCGAGUAUUUCUUCCGAGAAGAAACCGUAUUUUGACCUUCCGGAAGAUUCUAGAAACGCUCAAAUGACAUCGAAAACUUCCGGGUUUUCAUCCGGGUCUAAUUUUAAGAACCCUAAUUUGUAUUAUGACCAAAAAUUUCCGUUAGCACAACCGCCUCUUCCUCCAAUGCCGCCACCACCUACCGUCAUGCGUGAUGCUCAGCCUCCAAUGCCGCCAGGGUUUCAUCAGGCACACUCUGAAUACGCAAGGACGUCUGGUGGGCCCAUGAGGCCACAACCACCUCUUCCGCCUACCCCGCCGCCUUACACCGCCGCCUCCUCUUUAUCAUCUCUAUCGUCUUACCCUCCACCACCAUUGAUGCCGCCAAUGAUUUACAACAGACCUUCUAUUCCUUACAACAUGUAUGGAACUAAUCCGACCCAACAAAAUCAAGGUGAAAACCAAUUCACACAGUUGCAGCCAUUACAGCCACCUCAACUCUCCCGCCCUCCUCAGCCACAGCCGCCACCUCAGCAUCUUAGGCCACCGGGUCCCGCUUUGACACAGUUGGAUCAUGUUCAAAUGCAGAUGGGUCAAUCGAGUCAUGUCUAUUAUCAAACCAUGCAACAAGGGCAUAAUAGUAAUCUUCAACAACACACUCAGUUGGAUCCUCAACCACAAGGGCAUAAUAGUAAUCUUCUUCAGCAACAAGAUGCUAGUUCCUUGUCUCUCCAGCAUAUUUUCAGUUCCCCUCAAGCCAUUCAGGAUCUGUUAGGUGAUCGUGAAAAACUUGUUCAGCUUCUAGAACAACACCCAAAGUUGAUGCAAAUGCUUCAGGAUAAAUUACAUGGUUGACAUUUUUCAAAAGAGAAAAAGUGCUUGGAAUCAAUCACUUGGGUGUUUUUAUUUCAUUUUUUUUGUUCUCUAGAAUUAUGAGUUUAUGUGUUCGUAUGAGCUUCAUGUUCCGGUGGUGUAUACAGAGUCAUAUACUAUUGUUGUAAAUUAAUUUUUACGGCAUGAAAUUGUAAUUAACAGCUAACCCU
Messenger RNA from Lactuca virosa, 6116 nucleotides. The record is from the annotation of a GenBank genome assembly. NCBI's taxonomy places the organism in Eukaryota, Viridiplantae, Streptophyta, Magnoliopsida, Asterales, Asteraceae.